GUCUUUUCAAAGCACCGCCGUAUUUCUUGAAACGUCAUUAACUCUAAACCAGAGUCUCUCAGCGCCAAUGCGCUCCACAAACUUCAGGCGGCAACACCGGAGUUCGGAAAUUUACUACCUGCAGCGGAGUGUUAGGGUUUUCAAAGAGCGUUGCAUAUCUGAAUGGUUACACAAGUAUCGGCUUUGUGCCCGCCUUGUUGUGGCUUUCUGUUUAGAAUGCAUAUAUGCUCGCAGAACAGACAAGUGCGACACUCCUCAACCUCGUUCGGAGUGGGAACGGUAAAAUACUUGAUCAUACUGCCUUUUGUAUAAGGGCAAUACACUGACCUCUUGGACCAGCAGAUCUGCGAGCAUCAUCUACCUCGAGAGAUAGGUUAAACCAAAAUGGCCUCAUCUUUCCUGAGGGACGAAACCUCAUCUCAUCCAAAAGGUGUGGAGGCAUCACCACCUGACGAUUUACCUGAAAAUCAGAAGGCGAAUGCUGGCACCGACUCCCAGUCAACCCCAAAGCCAUGGGAUACCAUCGUGAAAUACCAAACCUCAACCAAUGGCGCCGAAUCGUCCUGGUGGCGGAACAUUGGCCCACUCCUUGGUCGGUUGCUGCAACUAACAGGCUACUCUGUGCCUAUGCAAUUCGAAUAUCUACUCUUCGCGCGGAAUCACAUUGUCCCCGCUCUCGGACCGUAUCCGCAGCGCUGGCCAAGCGUUAUGACCUAUACCGACCUGCCGAUUGAGAUGAGCGUUAAUUUCCAGGAUCACAAUGCAUCGACUGUUCGUGUGGGCAUUGAGCCGAUCUGUGAGUUUGCGGGAACAUCUAGUGAUCGGUUCAAUCAGACUGCUACGGAGCGGCUGGUUGGUCGACUGUCUACAUUGGGAGGACUCGACCGCAUGCUGUACCAUCAUUUCGUUAGGGAUUUUGGAAUCACUGAGAUGGAAACAUUGAAGGUGAAACAAGGGGAGUUUAAGAGGGACUCAGUGCAGUCGAUGUAUAAUAUAGGGUUCACCUUUAAGAGGGUUGGGGCAGCUAGUGUGGAUACGAAGGGGUAUGCUUUUCUCAGGCUCAAGGAGAAGGCGUCUGGCGUGCCUAUGCAACGAUUACUCCGUGAUUCAUUGAGCCAGCUAAAUGUGACGGCAGAGAGAAGAGACAGUGAGGCAGUUCAGAAGGUGAUUGAGUACAUGGAAGAAGGCGGGGGAUUCAAUGAGUACACAUACCUGGCUUGGGACUUUGUCGAUUCGGCCAAGUCCCGAAUCAAGGUUUAUGGGGUCCUUGGAGAUUUAAGGAUGGAAAAGGUAAAGGAGGUAUGGACCAUGGGUGGAAGGCUGAAGGAUUCGGCUACGAUGCAGGGCCUGGAGUUGGUCCGACGGCUAUGGGGAUUUCUGGAGGGCAACGGUCAACAAGGACAACAUCCUUCUAAGGCGCCAAUACUGAUGUGGAACUAUGAAAUCCGACCGGGCCGCGACGAGCCCAUCCCGAAGCUGUACCUCCCACUUCUUGGGAGGAACGACAUGUUCGUGGCCAAGACGCUGGCGCGCUUCUUUGACUCGCUCGGAUGGGCGGACGAGGCUCGGAGCUAUGUGGCUAACGUGCAGUAUCUGUUUCCGGAUGAAGACCUCGAGCAGUCUGCCCGGCUUCACUCGUGGGUGUCGCUAGCGUAUACCAGCCAGGCGGGGGUCUAUGUCGUACGCGGAUAUAGACUACUUCCUAAGUAA
Molecule: messenger RNA, 1710 nt
Organism: Aspergillus piperis CBS 112811
Lineage: Eukaryota; Fungi; Ascomycota; Eurotiomycetes; Eurotiales; Aspergillaceae
Product: reverse prenyltransferase
Exons: 4
Coding region: 385-1710 (441 amino acids)
Biological process (GO): alkaloid metabolic process
Molecular function (GO): transferase activity, transferring alkyl or aryl (other than methyl) groups
Source: RefSeq, a predicted model, not a curated record